UUAUCAGUUAAAAGAGUGCAGGCCGUGCUCACUUUUGGUCAGUUGAACUUAAUACUCGAAAUAGAGAGCACCUACAAAAUAAUAAUGCUUACGAUUUGUGAUUGCCUACUAAACCCAUUGGUAGUUUGGCCGGCACUAAUCGGCCUGGCUAUUUACCUUAUCAGAGACUAUAUGCAAGGUGGUCAGUUCAAAAAGCAAACUGAUGAAACCGGUAAGAUUGUGAUUGUGACCGGUUCGAAUACGGGUAUUGGCAAGGAGACAGUUCUGGAAUUGGCAAAAAGAGGAGCUACAGUUUAUAUGGCAUGUCGAGAUGAAAGCAGAGCGGAAAAAGCGCGACAAGAAAUUAUAAAAGAAACGAACAACAACAAUGUUUUCUUUCGGGAAUUAGACUUGGCAUCUCUGGAAUCUAUUCGUAAAUUUGUAGAAGGCUUUAAAAAGGAACAAGAUAAGCUGCACAUUCUCAUUAAUAAUGCGGGUAUCUUUCGAGGACCUCGACGACUUACCAAGGAUGGUUUCGAGAUGCAAAUGGGCGUCAAUCACAUGGGUCACUUUUUGCUUACCAGCUUGUUGAUUGAUCUGCUAAAGAAAUCUGCUCCUAGUCGCAUAGUAAACGUUUCCAGUAUAUCGCACAAAAUGGCUACAUUAAAAAUUGAUGACUUGAAUAGCGAGAAGUCCUACAACGAGACCAUUGCAUAUUCUCAGAGCAAGUUGGCUAACGUAAUGUUUACGCGGGAGUUGGCUAAACGCUUGAAAGGAACCGGCGUGACCGUGACAGCUUUACAUCCCGGCGUAGUGGACACGGAAAUCUUUAGAAGCUCGGCAAUUUUACAGUCCAAUAUAGUGCAGUAUUUCAUCAAGCCACUUAUGUGGCCUUUUAUCAAGACUCCAAAGAAUGGUGCACAGACCACUUUAUAUGCAGCCUUAGAUCCCGCCUUGGAGGGCAUAACUGGAGAGUACUUCAGCGACUGCAAGCCAAAAAAAGUGUCUGAAGCUGCCACCGAUGAGAAAGCGUCCAGAAUGCUUUGGCAGGAGAGCGAGAAGUGGACAAAAGCGCCAAAAAUCCCAUCACAUUAGAUCGUAUGAUUUUAUUAUGAUAUACAUAGAAUGGGAUGCAGUUUGGCCAGUGCAAAGCGUAAUACUAAUCGCUCGACAAGCAUUUGCUUAAAUUAGUAACAUAAAUACAUUUUGUUUAGCAUUAUUAAAGCGGGUUAAUAUCGA
Molecule: messenger RNA, 1218 nt
Organism: Drosophila innubila
Lineage: Eukaryota; Metazoa; Arthropoda; Insecta; Diptera; Drosophilidae
Product: retinol dehydrogenase 12-like
Exons: 5
Coding region: 85-1074 (329 amino acids)
Source: RefSeq, a predicted model, not a curated record